AUGAAGCUGAUCCAAUUUUUUACGAUCGUUCUUUGCCUCUGUCAUCAAUCUCCAAUUGCCUUUACGUGUACCCAGAAUGACGAUCCCUGCGGUGACUUCCAGCCGUUUUACGAAAUGGCGCUUAAAGGACACGUCUUCCAGACGCUAAAAGUUCCAAGUUCACUUUAUUGUUUAGAAGCUUGCAAGCAUGAGGCAAGAUGCCAGAGUUUCAACCACUUCAUGGGAAAAGACAUCUGUGAGCUCAACAACCGCACAAAAGAGGCAAGACCAGAGGACUUUAUCUCGGACGUUACCAAGUUGUACUUGAAAAAGCCUAAGAAUAGAGGUAAAUUGUAGAAGAGUCAAUUUACUGUAUGACACAUAUAAGAUUCUGGAGAAACUCUCCAGCUACCCCUCCCUUUACUCAAUAUUCUAAAGUUGGGUACCGUUAGGGGAGGAAUAGGUGUCCAGUGUUUAGAGUCUCUAUAAGACGCCACUAUGAGACGAACACCUCCCCAAAACGUAAACGCGGAGUUGGUCCUCACCUUCGUACUUCAGUCAUCUUCUUUAUCGCUCUAUAACACGGACAGAGUACAACUAACUAGCUGAGAUGGACACUAAGUGGCACUGAGUCCCUCUGUCCGCUGCAGAGCUGAGGCUUGCGAUAUGUAGCAACAAUUGAAGAUUUGUCUUUCUUGCUUUUGACGUUAUUUACAAGUAUUCUUUCUUUUCUUUUCUGAUUGCAUUUUACUUGUUAUCAGGUGAUAUCUGGUUGCAGUAGAAUUAUUUUAUGUCUUGUCUUGUCUAAAAAUAGUAAGCGCUUGGUGGACGAUGAGAGGAGAAAAAAGGCGGGAGCCUGGCCUGUUGUUCUGUCUUUCGCAUUCUUAUGGUCCACUGCGCGCUUUCUUAUUUUCCUCUUCCCAUCCUCCUCUCGACGCAAGGAGGCUUCUGCAGAUGAAAGAGCGGCAGUAGGGACUUAAGGCAGCGACAUUUUUGAGCGACGAAUGUCAACUGGAAGUUAACCUUUUUCUCUUUUUAUAUGCCGAGACGCUAUUAAAUUUGUCUUGGUAGGUGUCUUCCCUCUUAAAGAGACGUUUUGUCCAAAAGUUUGCUCAAAAUCACGGCUCAGCAGUGCAAAAAGUUCACUUCCGAUUGACGUGCGUCGCUCAAAAACGUUGCUGCUUUUAAAAACUGUCUAGUCACAAUGGUGGCUGACGCAGUAAGAACUGACUAAAGGUACGGAAAAACGGGCAACAAAAAACGUUCAACUUGUUUUGCAACAUUGCUGCAAAACGAGUCGAAUAACGAUGUUACGCGUUUUAUCAUCCAUGCUCAAACCUGUUAACAACCUGAUUUUUUGCAAGGUAGGUUUUAUGUGGGUGGUAUAAAGCGCAACAUCGUUAAUCAACUCGUUUUCCAGCAAUGUUGCAAAACAUGUUGCACGUUUUUUGUUGCCCGUUUUUCUGUAUGUUAAAGCUAAAGUCUAAGUUUACGUUACGUCGUGUGCUCUUGUGGUUUACCAUUUUUCACCACCAAGGUAAUAAAUGAAACUAGGCACCCUAAUUUUCUUCCUUGAAUAAUGAGAGAAUUCUAUAUACUCGGUUUUCCUUCACAAAAUAAUACACAACGCAAAAUCAAAGGGAAGGGAAGAAUCAUUUUUAAUAUGUGGAAUAAACCUCAACACUCCUUUAAAAACUUGCACUUCAUUCUCGGUUCGUUUCCAGCUGAUACCAAUUCGGAUUAAAUGGGAAAAGGUCUUUCUCACUUAGAUUUGACGCGUAAAUUGUAAGCUAAUUAAGAUGUGCUACUUCUUUUGACAGUGGCCCUUGGAUCCAUUCCUGAACUUCCAGCUGCAAGCUGCGAGGAAAUAAAGAUGAGUGAGGGACAGGUUGUGACCAGUAAAAAAUACUGGAUGAUUUGUAUAAACCAGGAUAUGGCUGUACUUGCUUACUGUAAUAUGACGACGGAAGGUGAGCUUAAUUGCUGGCGAGCCUUUGCGAGCCAGCACACCAUUCUCACCGAUAGCGGGAAAAUGCCAAAAUUUUCACUUAAGAAGUUACCAUCAAUACUACUUAGUCAUAUUACCGAUAACGUGAAAUCAGUGGAAACUAAAUGUUCGUUGUCUUCCCGAUAAAAGUGAUAUACCCUGGAGUGUUCAUUUCACAGUUUUAACGAGUCUCCUUUCGCUGAUAAAGUAAUUGAAAACCUUAAAUGCCGUUAACAUCUUUUGGUGGCUUUGCUGCUAACGAGGAGGUUUUAUGUAAAGUGGAACUAGGGUUAAUUAAGGGGGUGCGUAUUUUUUCUGAGACGCGAAACUUGUACGAAUUCUUGUUGUAAGGAGUUUACCAAACCGGCUAUUUCAGUACUGUAUUGGUUUGUUUAAAUUUUCAGUGCCUCUUAUCAAUUUUACAACAAAAGGAUACACGGGACGAUAUGGUAUUAUUCAAAGAUUCAUAGUUCCGAAGACCGGUGUUUAUCUGAUAAAAGCCUGGGGUGCUCGAGGAGGAACACACUCGACUAACUAUGGAGAUUACCCCGGAACUUACUACGGCGGAAGAGGGGCGAUGAAGCAAGGAACGUUUAGCUUGAAUGUAGAAACUGUUCUGAAUAUUGUGGUGGGUCAGAGAGGAGGAGACUCUGUUGAAGUGAAAGGAGGACAGUCUACUAACUUGAGGGCGGCGCAACUGGGACUUUCCGUAGAGGACAAUGCUGGUACUGGGGGAGGGGGAGGGAGCUUCGUUUAUACAACAAACGACGAGCUUUUGUUAGCUGCCGGAGGGGGAGGGGGUGCGUCUAAUGGAUAUAACGGGGUGGAAGGUCAGGCGGGUACCAGUGGCACCAGUAGUGUAGGUAACGAUUCAAGUGCGAUUUAUGGCGGAGGGACUGGGGGACAACCUGGUCAAUGUAACAAUAAUCCCGAGACGGCUGACUACCAUGGGGGAGUGGGUGCAGGUUGGUUGGGGGAAGGGUGCGCCAGAGUCGGCCCAGAACAUGGGGAAAGGGGUGGAUCGCGUGCCCAGAAUUGGGUGGGGAGACGUGCUGGAGGAAUGAAUAGUGGCUAUAACGGUGGGCCACCCCCUGGGGCAGUAGGAGGGUUUGGCGGUGGGGGAGGAGGUUCCGAGGAUAAUGGUGCAUCAGGAGGGGGUGGUGGAUAUUCCGGGGGAGGAAGUGGUUUAUGGGAUUCUCAAGCCGGUGGGGGAGGGGGCUCGUACUGUAGUGGCUCAAGCUGUUUAGGUAUCACUGGAGGUAAUAUGAAUGAUCACGGAUUUGUGGAAAUAUUUGAGUUGUGA
Molecule: messenger RNA, 3269 nt
Organism: Porites lobata
Lineage: Eukaryota; Metazoa; Cnidaria; Anthozoa; Scleractinia; Poritidae
Source: the annotation of a GenBank genome assembly